Colletotrichum paranaense is the source of this 726-nucleotide messenger RNA. RefSeq lists its product as uncharacterized. The record is from RefSeq and is a predicted model, not a curated record. NCBI's taxonomy places the organism in Eukaryota, Fungi, Ascomycota, Sordariomycetes, Glomerellales, Glomerellaceae. Bases 1 to 726 code for a protein of 241 amino acids. The transcript has a single exon.
AUGCCAAUUCAGUCUCCAUAUCGCGUCUCCGUCACGGUUCUGGAUCUUUGGGGGGCACAGAAUCUUCGUACGUACGUUCAAGAGAAAAACGGAGACUCUCCCUGUGCGGAAUACGGGGUUUCUGUCACCAAUUCUCAGUGGCUAAGUCGUCUGGCCGAAUAUGCGCCGCGCCUCAUCUCCACGUUUUCCAUCCAAAAGUCUCCAUCGGCCUCGUCUCGACCUCCAAAGACUCCUCCACAGGCAAAGGCUCCUCCGCAGAGUCCACACCUCUACCCCCGUCCGGUCCUCCGUCGCGCUUUUUCCGUCAACCGUCAUUCGGUACCUGACCGAAACACCCGUACACUACCCAAAGAGGAUAAGCCAGAGAUCUGCUACCCAAAGAGGCCUGGCGUACCUCCUCGAUCUACCGUCCUGCCGGCACUGUUCCCCUUCUGGCACCCUCACAGACCGCGACGGCCUAGAACGAAUGCAGCCUCGACAGCUCGCUGCCAUUUACAGCGAUUUCCGUCUGGUCACUGGUCACGAGCCGCCGUGCCUCUUCCCGCCGAAACGGAUCGCCGUCCAGCUCGAACCGUGAAGGCAACGUCCAUCAACGCCCUGUCCCUGUCGGUCCCUGUCCAGCUGCUCACCUGCCCUGCGGCCUCGCUGCUCUUCUCCGAACCUGGGGAGCCACUGGAGGGGAAAAAGACUUGUCCUGCCAGAGGGAAAGGGUCCCUGACUGACUGA